Messenger RNA from Babesia ovata, 597 nucleotides. RefSeq names its product phosphatidate cytidylyltransferase. The transcript is spliced from 3 exons. Lineage: Eukaryota; Apicomplexa; Aconoidasida; Piroplasmida; Babesiidae. Bases 1 to 597 code for a protein of 198 amino acids. The record is from RefSeq and is a predicted model, not a curated record.
AUGUGGAGGAUUGCACUCAUCGGUGGAAUCCUACUGACCGCGGUCACCAAUCUUCUUACACCGCUGCAAGCAAGAAAAUUGGUACACAUUGGUUGCGGUAUCAUACUAGCACACAUUAACGUGCCAGAUCCGCUUCUCAAAGCAAUUAUCAUUGCCGUGGCAGUUGUAUCGAUAAUCGUAUUCAAAACCGUGCCACUUAGAUUCGGCAUCAAGAAUGACGCAGGCAUCAUUUGGUACAAUCUAAUUGUGCUGCUUUUCGUUAUAUUCGGACUUCCCAUUAGGGUGCUUCUGCCGGUGUUCAUCAUCGACCCGGUUGCCUGCAUUGUAGGCGUAUCCACGAGAUCGAAGAAAUGGUGUGGCAAUAAGACGGUGUAUGGAACACUGGCUGCGGGGAUUGCCUCAUACUUUUCCUUGUAUUACGUCCGCAUGCAACAUCACCGACUACUGCUGAGCCUUAUACUUCCCAUUACGGAAGGUGUUAUGCGACAGCACGACAAUAUAGGAAUUAGCAUUGUCGUGCUAUUGUACUACUGCGCCGCCCAACACUUCGGAUGGCCCGUUGAUCUAAGCUUUACGCCUCUUAAGACUGAAGUGUAA